Messenger RNA from Dicentrarchus labrax (European seabass), 8828 nucleotides. Its product is annotated as zinc fingers and homeoboxes protein 1. Gene Ontology annotation, biological process: regulation of transcription by RNA polymerase II. The record is from RefSeq and is a predicted model, not a curated record. Bases 254 to 3043 code for a protein of 929 amino acids. NCBI's taxonomy places the organism in Eukaryota, Metazoa, Chordata, Actinopteri, Moronidae. Gene Ontology annotation, molecular function: DNA-binding transcription factor activity, RNA polymerase II-specific; DNA binding. Gene Ontology annotation, cellular component: nucleus. The transcript is spliced from 8 exons.
GCUGAAUGGUUAGCCGGGGGAAAGGAGAGACACCGACAGACACCACCUGAGGGCUGCUCUACAGAGACCCAGGAAAUUACUCCUCGCCUCGUCUCGACAGCCUGGUAGCAACACAGUGCACAUUUCAGUAGUUCCAAAACACAUAAUUCAAGGACUCUAGCAUGUGAGCCACCACAAAAGACAUGUGAGUCUCUACACUUCUGUCCCAGAUCUUCUUUACCCUGCACAGACGUAAACAGAGUUUGGUUUGACAAUGUCGAGCCGUCGGAAAUCCACCACACCUUGCAUGGUGCUGCCCUCUGAUGUGGUAGAGCAGGAAGAGCUGGAGGAGAAAACAGAAAGAGCAAAGGAGGAAGAGCCAGAGGAGGAGCAGGGGAAGGUGAAGGAAGGAGCAGAGGAGGGGCCGACUGCAGAGGAGUUGGAUCAGGCAGUGGUGGUUGUCCCCACCCCUCCAGAUACAGAUGGUGUCUCUACUAUAGAAGACAGCGAAGUCCUUGGUCCCUCGCUGAAGCGCAGCGCUACAAACCCCCCUGAGGAUGUGGGCAGCGACCAGGUGACCCAGGAACAGCAGUGUGAUACACCUGCAGAGGGAGGAGCAGACUCUGCCGCGGUUGCUGCCAUCUCUCUCAGCAAGACCCCCAUCAUGAGGAUGAAGACCAAAUCUGAGCCCAAGAGGAUCGCUGUGUCCCUGAAAUCAGCAGACGAGGCGGUGGAGGGUUUUGGAGGGGGUGGUGAAGGAGAGGUGGGAGGAGAGCAGGAGCCCAUCGAAGCUCCUCUGGGGCCGAUGACACCUGUGGAGAUGCUGCUGCAUGACUCCAUGAAGCUCGGGGGAGGAGGCUUGCUGGUCGGCCCGCCCUCAGAGCAGCAGAGGAAAUCAUCCACUUUAAACCCCACAGUUCUCCCCGCUGGCCUGGCACAGGUGCUUUCUGCUUUCCAAGCCCAGCACAGUGCAGCAGCAGCAGCAGCAGCAGCAGCUCAGCCUCAGCUACUGAUUCCCCUCAGCAGCAUCCCCUCCUACAGUGCAGCUAUGGACACCAACCCUCUGCUGGGCAGCACAUACAAGAAGUUUCCUUACCCCUCCAUGGCUGAGAUCAGCAGCCUGGCAGCACAGACACAGUUCACAGAGGAGCAGAUCAAGGUGUGGUUCUCAGCCCAGCGGCUGAAGCACGGUGUGAGCUGGACUCCAGAGGAAGUGGAGGAGGCCAGGAGGAAACAGUUUAACGGAACGGUGCACACGGUGCCUCAGACCAUCACUGUGAUUCCUGCUCACCAACUCUCAGCAGCUGCCAAUGGCCUACAGUCCAUUCUUCAGACCUGCCAGAUAGUGGGCCAGCCCGGCCUGGUGUUCACACAGGUCGGCCCAGGAGGGAACCUUCCGGUGACCAGUCCCAUCACCCUGACAGUGGCAGGGCUGCCCAGCCAAUCCCAAAGCUCCAGCAGAGUUUCCUGCCAGCCCACCCCAACAAACAGUGAGCUGAAAAGGGCCACCACUGUCCAGCCUCCCUCUCUUUCCCCACAGGAGAACUCGGCCCUCAGUGCUGACACAUUCAGUUUGCGGCCUAAGAAGUCCAAAGAGCAGCUGGCAGAGCUUAAAGCCAGCUACCUGAAGAACCACUUUGUCACUGAUGCAGAAAUUGCCCGGCUGAUGAAGCUCACCAACCUGACAAAGGGAGAGAUCAAGAAGUGGUUCAGUGACACCAGGUACAACCAGCGCAACUCUAAGAACAGCCAUGUCAUUGUUUUCCAUGACGGUGGGGGCAGGGGAAGUGGCAGCUGUAGUAGCAGUGCUAGCACCACCAUUGUUAUUGACUCGAGCGACGAGACCCCCACAUCUCCCCUUCCUCCACGUACUCCUCCUGUGAAGGAGAGGGAGACGCGGCCCAAAACAUGGAAUCCGUUCCCCGAUUUUACCCUGCAGAAGUUUAAGGAGAAGACUCCGGAGCAGCUGGUGGUGCUGGAGGAAAGUUUUGAGAAGAGCAACAGCCCUUCAGAUGAAGAACUGAGCCGCCUGAGGUCAGAGACUAAACUGACACGGAGGGAGAUUGAUGCCUGGUUCACCGAGAGACGAAAAAUGCCUUCUGUUAGCACUUCUUCCCCAGAUUCUUCAGAAGGAGGAAAGUUGGAGACAGACGGAGCAAAAGCAGGAGAAGGAGGAAUAGGAGCGAGCGCUUCUUCUCCUUCUGCUUCCUCGUCUCGUAAAGGUAGUCAAACUCCUCCUGGCGGUCGCAUUAAGCAGCUGCCCACCAGCAGCAGCAGCAGCAUCAAAGACAUGAAAGAUAAGAGUAAAAAGACUCCAGAGCAGCUCCAUAUUCUGAAAAGUGCCUUUGUGCGGACCCAGUGGCCCACACCAGAGGAGUACGACCAGCUGGCAGAAGACAGCGGCCUUCCCCGGUCCUACAUCGUCAGCUGGUUUGGGGACUCUCGGUACUCAUGGAAGAACAGUAACCUGAAGUGGUUCUUCCAGUACCAAAGUGGCAACAUCGAAGGGCCAAAUGGUGGAGGAGGCAAUAAAAUGGGAAGCAGCAGCAGCACCGGCCGGAAAAGACGCGCCCGAAAUCGUGGUUGGGGGCGGUCACGAACCAGAAAGCAGCCAAGAAGGUCCGCCUCCUUCAGCGCAGAUGUCGAUAGAGCGCCCCCGUCAAAGAAAUUCAAGAGUGGGAGGGAGAUUCUGAAGGAGUACUACCUAAAGCACCGUUUUCUCAAUGAGCAAGACCUGGAUGAGCUUGUCACCAAGACCAACAUGAGCUAUGAACAGGUGAGGGAAUGGUUCGCCGAGGUCCAGCGACGCUUGGAGACCGGGUCAGAUCCCUUCGAGGAGCCGGCGUUAGGAAGGACAGAUGGAGACAAGGGAGGAGAGGAAGAGGGAGCAGAGACACGGGGAGAGGCGUCGACGGCCACCGAGGAGCAGACCGGCGCAGGGAUGGGAGACGAAGAUGAUGACGAUGAAGGAGACGAGGAUGGCGACGGCGAUGAUACGGACGACAGUGAGGUUUGGGAGCCGUCACGUAGCGUCAGGAAGUCCUUGUCAGUUUCUGAAGACUAAUGAUUGUGGGAGGCAAAGUGAAACAUUGCAGAAUGUCACAAGAGAAAUACUGUUGAACCAAGUCUUUUUACCACUGAUGUGCAUGUGUACUCAUUUGCAACAUUAAUUCACUGUAUUUUCAAACAAUUUCUGAAACACAUGAGACUAACAGAUGGACUAUUAGCUUUAGCUCACCCUCUUAAUCUUAUUUACUGUAAGUAAUGUGUAACAGUUUAGACAAGAGUCAUGGUAAAGAAGGAAAACCUUAAGUGGCAUACCAAACUUUGGUAAAGCUUAAGAUUCAAUACACAAUAUUUUGUGAAAAGGAAAUACCAUGAAGUGCUUCAAGCUGAGAUGAAGAUGGAAACUGUGGAAAUAGUUACCCAAAAAGGUGAUGUAUCCAGACACAUCCAUACAUCAUUAUUUUUUAGGAACAACCGACGAAUGCCGACUGUUGUAGAUGAGAGAUUUUAGGAGGAAUUAACAGUUUUAAUGUCCGCCAUGCCCCUUGUUAAAUUUGCACUCUUUGCUUGCUUGAAUGAAGUCAGCAAAGGCAGACUUAUUUACACAUAAUGCUGCAUUUCCUUGAGAAAGAGUGUUUGUUAUAAGCACAGGCCUAAUUUCAAACUUCUAUCUCCAAUGUUAUGAAUGUUUCACCCCUGGUCCCAAACUAUGAGCGCGCACAGAGAAAAAAAAAAAGACUUAUCUGACGUGUUUACAAAGGUGCUUAAAAAUGUAUCACAGCUAGAUGUCACUUCUGAGCAACGUCCCCAAUGAAACUGACAUACAUCUAUUUGAGGAACUGGUUGGUUUAUGUUAUACAGUAUCUUUGUUUUUUCCUAACACCAGUGAAGGUCGUAAGGACCAGAUACGAAUCAGCAGGUUGUUUGCGCUCACAUGGAUUGAUAAUGACUCUGAAAGUCAGGCAUUUUAUCUCAAUAUGAGACAAAGUACCUUAAUGCUGAAUGAAUGCCAAUGCCACGAUGCUUUUAAACAACACAGGAUGUCUACUCAAGUCUUCCCUUUAUAGUGGCUUGUUGUUUUAUGAGUAUUAUUAGUAUUAUAGAUUUUUAACUGAACACCUACAGAUCUGAUGGAAAAAUGCCACAGUAUGUGUUUAAUAUGCACUGCUAUCAAUGUUUUUAAACUAAUUUUCACCUUUUGAUAGAAAUCCUGUGCUAUUAUGACCUUUUUUAAAGUUUUUUUUGUUAUGUAGAUUCAGACAGUGUGAUGCUGUUGUCCUAAAGUUGAAUGUGUUGGCUCCUGAACAGUGAGCUACAGUUUGAGGCAGAGGCGCUGUGAGACACACAUGUGGGUCCUCUGAAAUAAUCAUAGAAACAGAAGUAUUUAGCUUAGAAUUUACUGAUGGUGGGCCUCUGAUGACUGAAUUUUAAGAUGGGGAUGCAGCAUUGCAGAGUUUUCUUUAAACCAUGUAAACGUAAGCACCAGCUGCAGCUCCCGUGUAGAUUUAGAUCAAGUCAAUCCACAGGUUAUCACCUUUACAAGACUGCGAUCACCACCAAAUCACCAACACCUUGCCUUUAGGUUUGGGCUCAUCUGCUCAUGUCAAAAACAAGGCCUGUGAAUCAUUUUGGGUCUCGACCCGUACUUUAAAGAAAGACUGUUUAACAGCAUUUCAAAUAAUAAUUUGAGUCCAGUCUGCACUGAAGAGAAAAACGUGAAGCACCUAAACUAAACUUUUUUAAAAAUGCACUUUGUCCACUUGUGUACAUUGUGGACUGAAUCCUGAUUAGGCACCUUAAUCUCUUAUUAUACCAUAAAAUGGCUCUGAGAGACCAAAUCUGUUUUGUAUGACUACAAACUGAACCAGUGUUUUGCCUUUUUUUAUCCUCAGUGUGUUUUCAGGAGGAGGAAUAAAUUGAUCCACUUUUUCUAAUAAUAUGUGUUGUUUCAUAGUUGGAUGUUUAUGAGGCUCAUAAAACUAGUAGAACAAUCACACGCAAUGCUUUCUUUCGCUAAAUUGCACAAUUUGAGCCCCAUUUUGAAUCCUUUCUCCUUUAGAAAAUGCACAUGUUAUAUUUGUUGUGUUUUUUAUUGUUGCUUUAAAUUGUGGGAAUUGUCUCCCAUCUCCCCUCUCUGCUCCCACAUACCCCUGUCAGACUCUAUACCCCCCUCCUCCAGUCCACUUUUGGAAAAUGAAUGCCUAGACUCUUGAUGUGCACUUCCCAAGACAUGUUUCUGUAAACGUUAGCGGCGUCCUAUUGGUUCUCUGUCUCAUUCAAUUGUCUACAACACAGGCAGACAGACAGGCAGACAGACAGGGCUAUAGGAACAUCUUCAAAAGACUGAAACUGUUCAGAAAAAUUUUCUUGGAAAAUUCACUUUCUCUGUCAAAGGGAUUGUUGUGAUGCCUGAAGAAACAGCAUAGCAUUCCCUCUGUGGCGGGAAGCCUACCAAAUAACGCUCCUCUUUCUAACUGUUUUCCUCAGACUUUACCGCGGUAAAUCGACAGGACAAUAGACUGACAACUGUCUUGACUACAGUUCUUCACAAAUAGGGGGAGAGACUCUGAUGAAGCUUUGCAGAUAAACCUAUGUGCCUACACGGCUCGUACGCUUGUUUGAACAGAAUUUCACCAACUCUCGACAGAAGGUGAUGGGAGAGAACUUGUCAGUGCUUUGAAAAAUCCCACACUGUUGGGGGAUUCUUAAGGGAGGCUUGUUCAAACUAAGUUGUGAUGCAUGACCGAGCUCUGCUUUCUGCUGACGCUAAAAGAUGCCUAGUUACUCUGAAGUUGACGUUGGAAACUUCUGUUGUAAGUCCUUAAACAGAUACCUUGGUGUUCAGAAUUGUAUUGUGUUUUUCCACCAGGCACUUGUCACACAUCAUGUUGUCACUUCGAUUUUAAUGAAACCAGUGUUGUCUGCUAGACGUAAGCUAACUAAGAUAGCUAGUUCACAGCAACUGAAGGACAAAUCUGAAACUGAAAUCUUGAUACAUUUUGCAUAAUGUGACAAGUGCCUGGUCAUGAAAAAUAAAUUCAAAAUGUUAAGGUAUACCUUUUGUCUAAUACUGCAUGCAAUAACCAAGACGAACAACCGCUCAUUUGUACAUACAAUAUUCUGGGUUGGUAUACUUGGCACAGUAGAAGCUUAAUCUGGGAUUAAUUCUUUGUGUAGCUUUAAUAAUAACGGUUACCUUGCAUCACCAAGUUAACUGCAACUAUGGACCUGUUUUCUUCCGUUCAUGGACUCUGGAAAUAUUUAUUGAAGUCUUGUCACUGUUAGCUUGGACAGGCUUACUUCAGUUAGCCAGCUCCUUUUACAGCAGCAUUUUAAGCAAAGAGUCCUUUGCUCCAAACCGGCCAUUAUGCCCAGCCAUUUUGUGCCCUUUUGCGACCAUUUGAAUCCCGGUACUUCACGUGCUAAUUUCUACAUGUGCUAAAAACUGGCUGUGUCCACAGUUAGCUUGUUUUAGUCCACAGGUUAGGCUUAUACCUGCCUCCAGGUAUCCAACCCACAGUCUUUUACAGUGUGCUCAUUCUUUACUAUAGUCAGUCUGUUUUGAAUGGUUUUAUAUGUUUCUAUCUAUGAAAACUGUGUCAUUACAACUCUUUCCAGACAUUAGUGGAUUGUUUGUUAACAAGACAGACUCAUACAAUAUGUACAAUAGAGUAGUGUUUUUGAAAUAGAAUCAGUUUAAGAGUUCAGCCAGUGUUGCCCAAGUGGCUUUUUGGUACUUUGGUUGCAAAAAUAUAGAAUCAGAACUCAAUAGAAAAGACACACUAUUGUCUUGUUAGCACUGGGAAAACAUUUUUCUUCUUAAUAAUGUGUCAAAAAAGUUAAAGCUUUACAACUAAGCUGUUUCAUAAACAUACAUUAAAUGUUACAGUAAAAUGAUUUAACAUCACAGUUACUUAAAGGGGCCCUCCAUUGAUUUUACACAUGAACUAGGAGGGCGCUGUUUUGUUUCUGCAGUGAUGUUUGAGGUGGCUGUUGUUGAUGUUUUGUUGUAGACAUUGCACACCAUUCACUUGAAAUACAACAGGUUUACACAUGCUUUACAAAUUCAGUUCAUUUCACCAUAGACUGCUAUAAUUGACCUUGAUCUCGCAAUGUAAACAAAAGUUAAAAAUAACACGUGUAUCUGCCUCGUGAUUCGGAUCCCGUCUGAAAUUUAAUGGGUUCUUCCUCAGCCCACUCCACUAAAUUGAUGAUUGAAAUCAUGAAAAUCAGAAACGUUUUUAUGUAAACCUACUGACAGACAGACAAACAAACAAAUAAACGAAACAUAACCUCCUUGGUGGAGGGAUGUUAUGAUACUUGUCGUUGAAGAGUACUACUCAGCCUAUGAAAACACAGCUGGAAAAGACUUUUCUCGUACGAGUCCCCCUACUUUAUGAAAUGGCAGUACUAAUUCACUAGAGUACCCCUUUAAAGAUUUCCCUUCCAUUACACUUAAUAUUAGCCCCAUAUUAGGGGAAUGAUAAGAGCAUUGGUAGAAACGGAACCAGCCUGGCUCCACUUUAAUAUAAUGGUCUAGUAAAGCUGUAAGAUCUAGAAAACUCUACCUUAAAUAUCAAUCGUGUAUUUAAAGUUUUCCCAGGUUGCUGAGGUGCUGUGUCUGCUCCCUGAGUCAUGAUUUUAUAUUCAACAGUCAUCAUGUAUCCCAGUUAACUUUGUGCAGUAGAGCUAAGAGCUAACAUUGUGAUCUGAGUAGUUUACCUGCUGUCCUAUUGUGCACAUAAUGUCAUAUCUGUAUCCUUCGCUAUACUUCUGCUAUUUAGUCCUCACUUGUUUUCUGUAUUUAGACAGGUAGUUGGUUGAAUGUUUCUUACAGCAAUCAGAGAUUAAAAUGUUUUCACUAUACAGUAGCCAACUUUUUUUGGCCAAAAAAUACACCUUGUCAGAAUUGUAAUAUACUGUACGUAUAAAUGGAAAUGUGUUUUUUUAACUCAUUGACAGUGGAAUUUUCACUUUCUGUUUUUUCUGAUCUCAUUUUUUUUAAUCUGUUGACAGUUUUUACCCCAAGCUAUUACUUUUGAAGAGCUUGCUUUGCUUUUAAACGUAAAAUGGACUUUUUUUUUUCUUGUUACUGCUUCAAUACAUACCUGUUUUACUGGAUGUGUCAGUGAUUUCUCAGUUCUUGUAUUAAGAUACAGUUGGCUCCGUAGACACAGAGUGUGGGAAGAACACAAUGAGAGUGUACUCUACCUUAAUAAAUCAGUUGGUGCUCAUUUAAAGGCAACAAACAUUUACUGUGCCGUUUUAAAAUGUUACUCCUGACUAACCUAAAUUUAGGUUUUUAAAAAUAAGCUGUGAUCUCUGUCCUGUUAGAAAAUCCACCAUGAACUGGUACGCAUUAUCCCGUACUCCUGAUCGACGACUAUUGUGAGAACAAAACUGACUUACUUGAUGUUGGACUUUUUGCGCAGGAUGCGAGCAAAGAUGACAACGUUCAUUCCUAAAACUGCUCAACAAAAAAGGUCAAACUGUUAUUCUGUGUCUACGGAACUGACAUUUCCACCUACAUUAAGUUAUUUCUACACUCUGCCUGUACGUCUGAAAUCUGUUAAAAACUGAGAGUAUCUGUCAUAAAGUUUGAUUAAACACGGUAUGUAUGUGCGUCUGCCUCUGCAGGUUUGCUUCAGAAAGCUAUAAAUUCCUUUAGUGGCCCCUGCGACCAUCAGCUUGUAGCUACCAGCUGUGAGGCAGACAAUAUGUGCAAUGUUAAUUUAAAAUCAUGGCUGUUUGGAGGCUCUGGCUUGAUUUAGAAAAGAUUUAUAUUUUAUACUUGUUUGAGGACAAAACCCAAUAAAUUUUGAUCAAAAGAUGUGCACUUGCAA